GGGCAAUUGGCUACGAGGAACGACUGCACGGAAAACAACACGUGUUUUAAAAAAAAUAAAAAUAAAAAUAGGCCACUGUUUAAUUUUAAUGAGCCCAUGUGACCGGAAGCAUCGACGUCAUCAAAACAGUAUCCGUAGGAGACCGCCCGUCCGGGAGUAUGUGACACGCUUACAAAAUAGCAAAACACAGCCGAGGGAGAAGCGAGGGACCAUGGUUUAGUUUGCGGCGGGUCGUUUAGGUGGUUCGUCAUUCGCGGAAAUCGGUCGAGUUUCGUGUCGUUUGAAUCUCUGUUGGGGAGAAUUUCUCUGUAGCGACGAUGGUUGAGCAGUCGGAUCGCGCUCCGCUGCUCGACUGGGAAGAGAUCCCAUCGGCCGGACCGAACCGGGCGGUGCCGCCUCCGCCGCCGCCUCCUCCUCCUCCUCCUCCAACAGCCGUGAAGGAGAGCCCACUGCGUAGAAGUCCACCGUCAGAGAGAGAAACUCCGGGUGGCUCUGCACCCGAUGCUGGGUGGAGCACCACCACCCCAAGGGGUCCAGGUGUAACAGCUGUUGUUGCCGGCGAGGAUGCCAGCCCGGUCCGUCUUCGGACUGAACACUCCGGGCCGGGCUGGGCAGCCCUCGGUGCGGAUCACACUUUCCCUGGUCUGUCGGUGAAGGCGCAGUGGGAGGAAAAGGACCAGAUCGUGGCCGUGUUUGUUGUUACCUUUGAUACGAGAUCAGGCAAUAUGGUAGAGUGGUGUUUGCCUCAAGACAUGAAUCUAGAUGGAGUCGAGUUCAAGUCAAUGGCCAGUGGCUCCCAUCGGAUUGCCAAUGACUUUAUAUAUUUUCGUAAAGGCUGUUACUUCGGGCUGGCCUGUUUUGCUAACAUGCCUGUGGAGAGUGAGCUGGAGCGAGGAGCACGGAUGAAGUCUGUGGGUAUUCUGUCUCCCUCCUACACCCUCCUUUACCGUUACAUGCAAUUUUUAGAGAACCAAGUUAGACACCAGCUGCAGUGCCCUGGUCAGUACUCUCCUCUGGAAGCCUUCUAUGAGGAUAAGAAAGCUGUCCUACCCCUGACUGGAAAUGGCAUAGUCACUGCCUGUCCAACCUGGAGUGCUACCACCAUCAACCGCUGUAUGCACCCAGAGAUGAAGAUUACCCACCCAGCCGGCUGCAUGUCCCAGUUCAUCCGCUUCUUCGGAGAGCAGAUCAUGGUGCUGUGGAAGUUUGCGCUGCUUAGGAAACGUAUCCUCAUUUUCUCGCCUCCACCUGUUGGUGUGGUCUGCUACAGGGUAUACUGCUGUUGCUGCCUGGCCAAUGUCUCUUUACCUGGAAUCGGUGUCUCUGUGCCCGAGUUCCGUCCUUUCUUCUACAUCAACAUAGCUGACAUCACUGCCCUGGAAUCCGAGCUGUCAUACGUGGCCUGCACCACAGAGAAAAUUUUUGAGGAGAAGAAGGAGCUUUAUGACGUCUACGUUGAUAACCAGAAUGUGAAAACACACAGAGAUAGCUUACAUCCCCUGCUCCGGUUGAAUGGGGCAGACAAGGAAAAAUACCGGAAGCUCAGUGAACAGAGGCAAAUGCUACUUUACUCGCAGGAGGUGGAAGGAGACUGCACAUCAAAUGAAGAGGAUCUCUUCAUUCUGUUCUUCAUGGAGCUGAAUAACCGCAUCUUCCAGACGCUGUCGGAGGUGGCAGGGAGCACUGAUCCCACCCUGACUGCUGAGCAUGUGAGAGCCAUGGGGCUGGACCCCCAGGGUGAUCGCUCCUUUUUGGUGGACCUGCUGGAAGUGUACGGUAUAGAUGCCAUGCUGGUCAUAGACAACCCCUGCUGUCCCUGAAACACUCAGUUUGGCCCAAAGGAUAUCUUGGGGAGGGUACCACUGGAUAUCUGUGUCUUCCAGGCCCGUGCCCAAGAUACUGAAAACACAGCCUCCACCCUGGGACUCAAUCUCUUGCCUGCUAUGCCCCUUGGGUGUCUCUUUUUUUUCUCCAUGCGUGUCUCAUCUGUGCAUUGGAUACGGUUUAUAACCAGUGUUGAUACUGAAGACAUUUAAUGUGGUGCACUAGUCAACAGUGGCAGAUGAACUACUACCUAGCAGACUAGUGCUGCUUGGUAGCCACUGGCUAUUAGAGCCAUUCAUGUCCUUAAUCACCCACCGCCGUUUUUGGUCGAUUUGCUUGUUUCCUAUUCUCAGAUCACGCGGACUUGUCUUAUGUAGCCAGGCUCACGACAUGUAUGAAAAUAUCGGAAUCUUGAUUGGUCAUCACAGCGGGGUGAUUCGGUUGAUCUAUUGUAUGUGCCUCGUUUUUCAUUGCACUCAUCGCUAAGAGGAAAUCACUGACUUUGUCACAGUCACAGCUUUGUGGCUCUGGCAUCUAUUUGCUCACUGGUUGUCUGAAGAACUGAUUUCUAUUACUUGGGAAGCGCUGCGCUUCUGGAAAUGAAUUUUAGCCAUCAAGCUGAGCUCUUUGUUUUUCAAAUACCUUUCACAGCAAACCUUGCUGUUCAUCCUCAUGUAUCACAGCACACUGAAAUGACUGGAUGGUUUCAAAAUGUCCACUGUAAUACCACACAUUGACGUUUUGUAAGCUUUAGCUGAUAUUUCCUAUGAUUUCCGGUAAAGCUGCUCAUAUACUUUUGGAAUUUAUAAAAUGAAUGCAUUUUGACCACUGUAUUUGCCUUUAAAAGAUGGAAGCAAUAUGUUUGUUGAAAUGUAAAAAUUUGUUUUCAUGUGUAUUUGACCUCACUCUGUUGUAUGUAUUUAUCAAACAGAAAUGUUUUUUCCACUCAUUGCAAUAGGUGAGGAAUAAGUUGAUAUAGGUAUGAUGUCCGUCUCUCAACUGGGAGCACUACUAGUAAUGAAGCUUACGGACUCUGGAAGAACAGACUGGUUCAAAUUUUCAUUCAACGUUGCGCUGUCAAAAGACACCUGAUGGUAGAGUUCUGUCUGAUAAUGUGGCUUCUUCACAUGGUCUUAAGUCACACUGCACAUGUGACCAGUGAGCUCUGCAACUCUUUUCGUCACGUAACCAUGUAUUGACUUGAUUUGUCAUGAUCUAGAAAUUAUCAGUGAAUGCAUUUCUAUAACACUCUGAUCAUUAAUGCUGCACUGUGUCCACCACUGGACUGUUCUCCUGAUGAACACAUGCUUCUGCUCGAAUUGUAAAAGUUGACUCUGUUGUGUUCUGCUUUUGAGCCAGUGUUUUACCCACAUCGGGACUCUCAAUGUGUGCUGAUAUACAGUGUGAGCCAACAAGUGGUCCUUAAGCUGGACAGGCUCCUUUUCUCUUUUUACUCAAGCCAAUGCCUGAUCUUUCAUUAAUAAUAUAGAUUAUGGAUCCUGUCCAACUGAGAGUCGAGAGUCUUAAUUCGACAGGAUUUUGAAUCAAGUUUUCUUUUUGAUUAACU
Messenger RNA from Lampris incognitus (smalleye Pacific opah), 3391 nucleotides. It is a transcript of the gene dennd11, whose product is annotated as DENN domain containing 11. Gene Ontology annotation, cellular component: cytoplasm. The coding region runs from base 318 to 1820 and encodes 500 amino acids. NCBI's taxonomy places the organism in Eukaryota, Metazoa, Chordata, Actinopteri, Lampriformes, Lampridae. The record is from RefSeq and is a predicted model, not a curated record. The transcript has 9 exons.